AUGGAAGACAUAGCAGUGUACUGCUCCUGGGCUGAUACGCAAUUGAAUAGCGAUGCCUCAAUCUUUCAGCGGCUGCCGACAGAACUCCGGUCUAUCAUACUCCAGUCGACCGACUCUCAAUACCUAGAAUGUCUUGCACACGCCGCCCGGUUGACACAACAUGCGGAUAUUCUCUUUCCGCUUUACAAACCAUUAUAUCCGGAGUUGGUGGCCAGGUGGAUCGAGUCGACUUCUCACGACCAUAAGGAAAUCAUCCUUACAAUCUCGUCCUUGGCUAGGAUCCUGCCUUUCGUUGGCUGUCUUCGCCAAUAUGUGCAAAUCCUCCUGCAAUCGGAGCCUAUGCGGGCUCAUGCGACGGCUGCAAAAGGCGGCUUUCUUGAACUGAGUGACGAGGAGUUGAAUCUUUUCUUGCUCGCCUUAUUUCGCCUUCUGUCGUUUGAUCGAGAUAUCCUUGCUCAGAGCUCUAGCCCUUUGUUUUUAUCGUCAUUGCUCCAGCAUUCGUCUUCACCAAUCAGGUAUCUGGCCAUUCAAUGUCUCUGUAUGGUCAUGCACUUCAGCGAUGCAUUUUCCGAUCAGAUGGUUGAGUCGUACGUGGGAGAUGGGCCAAUCUGGGGGCGGUGGGAAGGCAGGAAUAUUGAUCAUCGUCUAUUGAAACUCUGGGAGGAAAAGCGAUGGAAGGACGUUUCUACGGAGGUGGUCGAUAUCGAGAAGCGCUUCGCAACCGCCUCUGCUCUCUCUUCGACGCAAAGAUUCAAUCCGGACAGCAUCUCCCCGCGAACAGCCGAUGUUGGUGGAAUCCUUCUCCCACGCUCGGGUCUUUUGGAUUCCUCAGUCUCGAAGUUUGUCCUCACAGCCACAGCGAAGCGCAAUCUGCAUCGACUGGGCAGUUGCUUAUCAGAUCGACGGCCUGUUCUGCUCUGCGGCUCAGCAGGCUCGAGCAAGACAGCCCUUGUUCAUGAGGCCGCGAGAUUGCUCAAUCAACACUCUUCUAUGGUCACUCUGCAUAUCAAUGAGCAAACUGACGCCAAAAGUUUGUUGGGACUCUAUACAUCCUCUUCUGAUGGCAAAUCUUUCACCUGGAAAGCCGGUGUAUUAACCAAAGCAAUACAACAGGGAAGGUGGGUCCUGAUCGAAGAUAUCGACCGAGCCCCAGCAGAGGUCAUGGGAGUGCUUCGCCCCAUACUUGAGGAUGGUGAGCUGUUUCUGCCCAACCGAAAGGAAAGGAUUCAACCAAAGGAUGGCUUCCGCAUAAUUGCGACUCUGAAAACUUCCGGGCGCUCUCCAGCCAACGUGGCUUCACGUCAUUCCUGGCUUUUGAGUCCUCGGUUAUGGUCUCUAAUCGAGAUAGAAGACUAUGAAACGUCAGAGGUCGAGUCUCUGCUUCGCUCCAGGUUUCCAUCUGCAGAAGCCUUUAUUCCCACCAUCUUACAAGCACAUACCCAAGUCGUUGCGUUGUACAGACACGAGCCCCGUCUCAAAGCCUUACAGACACGGUCUCCUUCUCUUCGAGACUUGCUCAAAUGGUCGCGAAGAACAGUCAAGAGGCUCGGAAAUUACGGACAAGGACCGGUAUCUGCAGCUCUACCUGAGACAAUAAAACUCCAGAUUUUCAACGAUGCAGUCGACUGCUAUGCGGGCUAUCUGAACGAUGGUGAUCUCCAUGAUUUGGUGGCUUCAUGCAUUGCCCAAGAGAUGGGAAUAUCGCCACAACAAAUGCGACAUUGCCUGGACGAAGCAUUUGUCACUAUAUCGGAGACGAAUUCUACUAUUCGCGUCGGUCGAAGCACUCUACACAAGGUGGCUCAUCGUCGUCGCCAGACGAAUAAGGGUCCAUUCGCUCUCACCAGACAUGCUCAGAGGACACUUGGUCGCAUUUCUGCCGGUGUAACUUGCUCAGAGCCCUGUAUGUUGGUGGGUGAGACCGGUGUUGGAAAAACGACCCUGGUACAGUAUGUUGCGGGCCUAGUAGGUCAGACACUCACCGUGGUGAAUCUCUCGCAACAGAGCGAAGCAAGCGACCUGCUUGGAGGAUUGAAGCCCGUCACCACCAGGUCUCUGAUUCUCCCUUUGGUGGAACAGUUCAACAUACUAUUCGAGGAUACGUUCUCUGCAAGGAAGAACGAAAAAUUCCAAUUGGCCAUUCAGAGAGCAGUCACGAGGCAAAACUGGCAGAGAUUGAUGAUCUUGUGGAAUGAAGCCAUUCAGCUGGCGGCAGGUUCGCUGAAUGUCUCGUUAGAACCAUCCAACGGAGAGGGUGCCGUCCAUGUGAACAAAAGACGGAAACUCACAACGCCGAAAUAUGAUGCAUUGCGCACGAGAUGGUCCGACUUCUCUGAAAGCCUCAACAGAUUACGUCCACAAAUUGACCACGGAAACAAGAACCAGACUUUUGCUUUCGUGGAAGGAAGGCUAGUACAAGCGGUCCGCGAUGGCGAAUGGCUUCUCCUCGAUGAAAUCAACCUCGCCUCUCCCGACACCCUUGAUCACAUUGUAAGUCUGCUCCAGAACGGUGACGAUGAAAAACCAACCCUUCUUCUUGCCGAAGCCGGCAAUAUUGAAUCUAUUGUUGCGCACCCGAACUUCCGAAUCUUCGCCGCGAUGAAUCCGGCUACGGAUACUGGGAAAAAGGACCUUCCACCCGGGUUGCGAUCUCGUUUCACAGAGGUCUAUGUCCCUUCUGGUGAUAGCGAUGUUGAGGAUCUCACAAAGAUUAUUCAGACCUACCUAGGCUCGCAGCUGGAGAACGACAAACGGGCUGCUCUGGAUCUUGCAAAGGCCUACAUUGACCUCAAGCAACUCAAUCAGGAGAACAAGCUCACCGAUGGGGCCGGGGAUGUUCCACACUUCAGCAUUCGGUCGCUUGUCCGAUGCCUCAUGUACGUCUCACAACAUGGUGCGAGCCAUGGUUUACGGCGUGCGAUGUUUGAAGGCUUUUCAAUGAGCUUUUUCACAGUGCUUAGCAGAGCAUCUGAGAGCCUGGCUCUUCUCUUGCUCGAAAAGCAUCUCCUUUCCAAUAUCAAAAACAAGAAAUCCUUCCUCAGUCAACAACUGAAGAUGGCGUUUGAUCAAGAGCAAUACAUCAUUUUCAAGCAUCAUCUUGUCAAGAAAGGUCCUAUGAGCCCCGACUUGCAACCCCACUACAUCCGGACGGCAUCUGUAGAGCGCAACCUGGUCAAUUUGGCUCGAGCAGCUUCGAUGCGACGCUUUCCUAUUCUCCUUCAAGGUCCGACCUCUGCCGGAAAGACUAGCAUGGUAGAAUAUCUUGCAAAGCUCUCUGGUAACAAGUUUGUGAGGAUCAAUAACCAUGAACACACAGACCUCCAGGAAUACCUUGGAAGUUACGUUUCGGACGCCGAAGGAAAGCUGGUAUACCGGGAGGGAGUCUUGGUCGAUGCUCUGCGGCGCGGGCACUGGAUUGUCCUCGACGAACUGAAUCUAGCUCCGAGCGAUGUCUUAGAAGCCCUCAAUCGCUUACUUGAUGACAACAGGGAGCUGCUCAUACCUGAAUCACAAGAGAUCGUCCAUCCACAUCCGAACUUCAUGCUCUUUGCUACGCAGAACCCUGCUGGGCUCUAUGGGGGACGAAAGAGAUUAUCACGGGCAUUCAGGAACCGCUUUCUAGAGCUCCAUUUUGAUGACAUCCCCGAAGAUGAAUUGGAAAUCAUCCUCAGAGAACGUGCACAGAUAGCUCCAUCUUUCUGCACCCAAAUUGUCGCUGUGUACAAAAAGUUGUCAUUGCAGAGACAAUCUGCAAGGCUAUUUGAGCAGAGAAAUAGCUUUGCAACCUUGCGUGACUUAUUCAGAUGGGCAGCCAGGCCUGUGGAUGAUCGGCAACAGUUGGCAAACCACGGGUUCAUGCUUUUAGCUGAGCGAGUGAGGGAUCCUGCAGAACGGACAGUGGUCAAAAAGUCGAUUGAGGAGACCAUGAGAGUGGUCAUUGACGAGGAGUCCAUGUACGGCUUAUCAGCAAUUCCCAACUCUGUCCAAAAUUUCGGUUCUGUUGUGUGGACGUCAGCCAUGAGACGACUCUUCGUACUGGUAUCUGAGGCCCUGAAGAGCAACGAGCCUGUUCUUCUGGUGGGCGAGACCGGUUGUGGGAAAACUCAGAUCUGCCAGGUCAUCGGUGAAGCAUUUGGUCGGCCCCUUCGUAUCUACAAUGCACACACGAAUACCGAGACAGGUGAUCUCAUCGGGUCGCAACGCCCUAUUCGAAAUCGCUCUGAGCUGGCGAACCAAAUACGAGAGAAUUGGCGUGAUCUAGCUGUACCUACGCCAGACGGCUUAUCCACGGACGGCGAGGUCGAGCAACUGAUCGCACAGUUCACGAGCCUCGACAAAUCGGCCUUUGACCCCGAGACCGUGGAACGGACCAGGGCUAGCAUUGCUGCCUACCAGUCCCUUUUCACUUGGUCCGAUGGCAGCCUAGUAAGAGCUAUGAAGUCGGGCGACCAUUUCUUACUAGAUGAGAUCUCGCUAGCUGAUGACUCCGUCCUUGAGCGGCUGAACAGCGUGCUCGAGCCCUCGCGAACGAUACUCCUUGCAGAGAAAGGCUCCGUGGAUAACCUUGUGAUCGCUCACCCAAGCUUCCAGUUUUUGGCUACGAUGAACCCCGGGGGAGACUACGGGAAACGUGAGUUGUCAGCAGCCCUUCGCAACCGGUUGACUGAGAUCUGGGUUCCGCCCCUGUCGCACGAAGAAGAUAUACUGCCCAUUGUUCGGAGCAAGCUGAGCUUGACAAGAAGGUAUCUUGCCGGAGCCAUGCUCGACUUCGCCAUCUGGUUCCGCAGCACCUUUCACAAUUCUGCAUCCAUGGCCAUUCCUCUACGCGGUCUCCUGGCAUGGGCAGACUUCAUCAAUCGUGUCCCUUUCCUUGAUGAUGAACCUGCUUUCCUCCAAGGCGCCUUCAUGGUCUACGUUGACUCCAUUGGCGCGAACCCUGCAGGUAUGACAUCGAGUGGCGUUGUUGACCUGGACGAAUCAAGACGGAAAUGUUUGAAUUACCUGCAAAACCUGGUGAAAGCCGAUGUUUACGAGAACUACGAAGAGGCGCCGAUACUGAAGAUAGCUUCUGAAGGUCUCCGAGUUGGACGAUACUUGCUGCCUCGCUCCUUAGGAGAACCUGAGCAUGCUCCCGAUCUUGUAUUCGACGCUCCAACAACCCUCCAAAAUACCAUGCGAAUUGUACGCGCUCUGCAAAUGUCAAGGCCAAUCCUUCUCGAGGGGAGUCCUGGUGUCGGCAAGACAGCUAUUGUGACUGCACUUGCUCGAGCUUCUGGCAAGGAACUUACUCGCAUAAAUCUGUCGGACCAGACCGACCUCAUGGAUCUAUUCGGUGCAGAUACGCCUUCCGAAAGUGAAGAACUGGGUAAUUUCUCCUGGCAGAAUGGACCGCUGCUCAAAGCAAUGGAAAGCGGUGGGUGGGUCCUCCUGGACGAGAUGAAUCUGGCUUCUCAGUCCGUGCUUGAAGGUCUCAACUCUUGUCUCGACCACCGCAGGGAAGUUUAUAUUGCUGAACUGGACAAAUCCUUCACGUGUCAUCCCGAUUUCACAUUGUUUGCUGCGCAAAACCCUCAUCACCAAGGUGGGGGACGGAAAGGCCUUCCUGCAUCCUUUGUCAAUCGCUUUACCGUCGUCUAUGCAGAUUCCUUCCGGGAAGAAGAUUUGCUGCGCAUUUGCGAACACAAAUAUCCCAGCAUUGCAGCAGACCGACUUAGCACAGUGAUAAAGACAAUCACCAAUGUCGAGCGUGUCGUGUCUCGUGCACCAGCAUUCAGUCAAGGAGGCCCGUGGGAGCUCAACCUGCGUGAUGUUGAUCGAUGGCUGAGAUUGUGUGAGCAGCAGCCAACUCUUACUCCGUCCUGUCACUUUCGCACCAUUGUGGCCGAACGUUUCCGUACUGCUGCGCAAAGAGAACUUGUGUUGGACAUAGCCGACCACGAUCCUCUCGAGAGCUUCUACUGCAGUCUGGAGCCGUCUUUUAUACAGAUUGGCACUGCUUUCCUAGCCAGAGAUGGCGUGUUGCAACACACAAGCGCCCCUGGUUUUGCAAUCCCGGUUGCACAUUUGCCCGCGGCAAAUUCUGUUAUCACGGCCAUCAACCAAAAAUGGCCAGUAGUUCUGGCGGGGCCUUCUGGCUGCGGCAAGACUUCGCUAAUUCGAUCUAUCGCUGCUGCAUCUGGGGUGGAACUCGUGGCAUUCUCAAUGAAUGCCGAUGUGGACACAAUGGAUCUUGUCGGUGGCUUCGAGCAGUACGACGUCCGGCGCGACGUCGUGGCCUACCUGAGCGAAGUCAAGGAGGCUGUACAGAAACGCCUCGCUGUUGCAAUGCGAGAUCAGAGUCAAGUGCGCCAGCUGCUUGAGUUGUGGGAGGCUCUUGCAACUGGCAAUCUCGAUCCCGUCCAUCUGCAACGGGUCCUGUCAUCUGCAGUCCCUUUCUUGCCCGAGGUUCAAGACUGCUUGGCGAGGCUGUCAGACCUUCUCAGCUCGCCAGACACUUCUCACUCACGAUUCGUUUGGAACGACGGCAUACUUGUGGACGCAUUGGAACGAGGCUCAUGGCUCGUUCUUGACAACGCCAAUCUUUGCAAUCCGUCUGUCCUGGACAGACUCAAUUCACUUCUUGAACCGGAUGGCUUCCUUGCCGUCAGCGAGCAGCACAACGCUGGGACUGACGCCAGAGUUGUCAGGCCUCACCCGGGUUUCCGAAUCUUCCUGACCAUGGAUCCACAGUAUGGAGAUCUCUCCCGAGCGAUGCGAAACCGGUCCUUGGAGAUUGCCAUGCCUGCUGUACCACUUGAUCAAAAGUCCACGCCGGUGAUCCAGUAUCCUUGUGCUUCGGCGGUCGCCCGUCUACGAAGCUUGCUUCAGGCUACAAUGACCGGGAAUAUAGAGACAACGAUCGAAUCACUCAUUGAUAACCUAUCCCUCAAAGAAAUGGCUUUAGCAUUGGCCAACUUGAAACAUCUGCCUGUUGAUGUGGCUGAUCAGACCCUUGCGAUCGAGCUGAACAAGAGACAGACUCUGGGUUCUGAGACCUUUGGAGAUUUGGUUGCACCCGCCGAUCUUCUGGCUUCUACCGGACUUCCUCUACUGGUCACACUUAACGAGCCAUGGUUCUUGCUCCAGAGACAGCUUGACGUUGAGUCUUUGCGUCAUAUGACUGCUGAAAUCCUUACUCGAGGAUGGUACGUCUCUCGACGUGCAGAAGACAUUCAAGCAAGACUGAGAGAGGCUUCUGCUGUCGCUCUCUCCGUCCCUUUCAGUGCGCAAACAAUGCUUCAAAAGUCAACUACGGCUGUCGAUAGGAGAAAGGCGCUGGGCACGAUCCCCCAGGUGGCCUCUUUUGCCACUCAUCUCAUCUCCGAUUUGUCAAGAGCCCUCAAGACUACAUUCAGGGCUAGGUUGAGUGUUCCUUUGCUAGAGGCCACAGAGCGGAUCCUUGUUUUCAGUCAAGAUGUCAUCGAUAAUCUUGACACGAAAACGCUAGACUUUGCCCUGCUUCAUGCUUAUAUGCAACUAGGAUCUAAGCUCGCUCGUUCCCAGGCAGCCAGUCUUGAAGGCCUAGCCUCUGUGUUUCUGCAGCACCUGCACAUGCUUUCAGCCCAUGACAGCGGACUAAGUACUGGCUUGGGCCUCCAACUUAUGUGGCAGCCCUUCCAGCCGAAGACAGCAAAAUCACUGCCGCAGCUUGAAACGCAACUGAGGCUAGAAGGAUUGAUCGCCCGGUUUGAUCAGCUAUGUCGAUUUUUGCCUCAGUCAAGGGGUUCAUUGUCGGCUCUAAGGUCAAAGUUACAAGACACCUAUGUGUCCAUUGUCGAAUCCGAUCAGCCGGAAACGUCCCUAUUGGCUUUGCAGGAAGCUGUGGCACAGUUGGAGGCACAAUCACAACGCGGCUUCUUAUCAGAAGGCAAAUUCCAAAACGAGCUCAACUUCAUCUAUCAGAUGCUGAAGUUGCAAAGACGACAAAACAAUUCCAACAAUUCCAACAAUUCCCGUGAUUUGGCUGUGCUCGAAAUGUUCAUACCUGAAUCGAAAAGAAACCUACUUACCAUCGGGGACAAUACGUCGGUGGCCGCUUCUCUGAACCAAAUUGGAUCUCUAGACAAGGACGUGAUAUCGGGCCAUGAGCAUGUCGGACUGGAUCUCAUCAGACGCUUGUUUGAAGUUCGAGAACAGCCCCUCGGCACGCUUGAACACGCGAAGGAAGAGCUGACUGUGUUGAUAAAGACAACGACAUCGCACCAAUUGACCUUGGACAGAUUCAUUCUGCCACUUGUCGCGCAUAUACGGACUGUGGUCUCCGGGGUGCUGUGGGCACACUAUGAUUUUCUGACAGAAGAGGCCAGGGCUUGCUAUGCUGCUAAUGAAGCGUUUGAUCUUGAUAGACUUGCUGCGCUCCCUGAGCAUGCUGUCGUUGUCGAUGAGCAGGACAAGGCCUACUUCCAGGCAGUGUUUCAGCACUAUCUUCAUCCGACUCUUUCCGUCUUAAGCAGCCAACAUCCGCCUACUCUGGAUGAUGUCAAAACAUGUCUGCUCAACUUAUCACUCGCAGGCCUUAUAUUGAUGGUGCCAGAUAAAGUCUUUGAUCCCGCAAUCCUACCGACGAUCGAAUUCCAGCAGCACCAACGAAGAUUAACCGAACUUCAUUCCCGGAUAGAUGGGCAACGGCUCUUCCAUAGCGAGGUCAUGGGACAAAAGACCAGUCUCGUAAUUCGAGUCCUGGAGCAGGAAGCCCACGACCUGGGUCAUGCAUUUUCACCUCCAGCAGUCUUCAGACCGAGUCAGUCUGAACUCCCAAGCCUUCAACAGGUAUUUUCGAGGGUCGCGGAUAUCGUGUCUCCCGGUCAAUCUCACAUGUCUCCUCUACCAGGCAGUGACGAGUGGUUGAAGCAAUGGUCCAGCCAGCAGAGCAGGUCAAAUCUAGCAAUCAUAAUCGAUCGCCUUGAGCAUUCUCACCGGGUCUACGAUGACUUCGUAAAGCCUAUCGCGUGGUUCUUGAAGACUCUGUUGCUUGGACUCGAGCUUGAGUCAACGAUUGCUGGUCCAGACUGCAAACCUGGUGUCAUUCAGGAAGUCGUCAGUCAUACUCCGAUGCUGGGUGCCGAACCAACACAUCUUCUCAUAUGGAAUGCCCCUACUGUAUCCAGACCAGCUCUCCGGUUCCUUUGGCUCGAGUACAUUGGUAUGGCUACACAUCUUGUGCCGGAACAAGGCUGGGCAGUAUCUCGCGGCCUGCUCAACUUACUGGACGAGUUUUACGGCGAAUGGAAAGCGCGCCUUACCAGCGCACAAGCCGAAUCUGAAAUCCGAUCCCGCUAUUACACUUACCGUGGUGAUGCUGAGCAGGACGAAGAGAGUGCAAGUCAGGAACUGAGGGAAAUGUUUCCACAAUUCGACGACGCCCGCUCAGAGGACAGUCAGCGGGAGGAAAAGUAUGAUGCACGCAAUGUUUCCAUAAGAUUGGCUGCCGCACUUCAGAAGAUCUACCCUCGCCAGGAUUUCACAGAUGCUCUCCAAGGCUACAUCGUGCGUGCUUUGGAGACAAUUUCAGAUUUAGACGUGAGUGAGAGCGACAAUGCUGGAGCCGCACUCACCGACCUCUUGCCUGGAAUCCUCCUGCAGAUGGAAGCUGAGCUGACAGCGCUCAGUGGAAGCCAGUCUGAUAUCCAUUUCAAUAUCUACACCGAUUACAAUAUCGCCGAGAGUCAGAAGCUUUUUGAUUUGGUCCGCCAAGUCGAAUCGAGAUUCCAAGCAAUCCUGGAGAGGUGGCCAGAGCAUGCUGUACCUGCAGAGGUUCUCUCUUUCUGCGCAGAGGUUUUACAUCUGAGCAUCAGAGAUCCACUUGCAAAGCUUCUUGCGAAAACCGAGAAGCUUUACGAAAUCGUGUCACAGUGGCAGAGCAUUGCCAGUCGUGAGUGGUCUGUCGCCACCCUCCUUGGACAGCUCUCAGCCAUGAUUGUCAACUGGAGACGGAUGGAGCUGCUAUCAUGGUCCCGCCUACUUGACGAGGAACAACACAGGCACGAACAGGAUGCGCAGGGCUGGUACUUCGUUGCAUAUGAAGCCAUCAUAUACAAUGCUACGAGGAUGCAGGUUAACGACGACGUUGGGCAGUCUUAUUGCACGUCACUCGCACGAACCUUGGAAGAGUUUCUGAAACAAACAACAGCAGGUCAGUAUUCGUCAAGGUUGAGAGUGCUCGAUGCGUUGAACAGAUUGCUGGACGACCUCUCGUGCCAUGAAAAGCAGCUGCUGCCCGUGCGCAACUGCGUUGCCAAUAUCAUCGACCAUUACCGAAGAUAUGAAGCGAACGUCGCCGUCUCUCUGCAGACCGGCCGUGCGGAUCUUGAGAAGGCAUUAACAGAGCAGAUCAAGUUGGCCAGCUGGAAAGAUACAAACGUGACAGCACUUCGUGACAGUGCCCGGCGGUCGCAUCACAAACUGUUCAAGAUCGUCCGGAAGUAUCGCGGUCUCCUGAAUCAACCUCUCACAGUGUUCAAACCAUCCGAAGAUACUAGUUUGCAAAUGCGAAUUGAUGAUGCCGUCGGCGCGCUGAGCCAUUCCUUUCACGAAGAGAAGGCAGUUACUCGUGCGCAACAUCAGUGCCGACAGGUGAUCACAGGUUGGGAUGCCCGGCCUGAGCGUGUGACGAACCCUCUAGGGGCCAUUCAGACCAUGCGUCAUCUGUACACGAGCACCAGUCUCGAGAUCCAGCCUCACCUAGAGUUGGCUUCGUUCCGUGAAGAUCUGAGCGAAGCGAUCAAAGAAUUAAGGGCACAAACACCAUCCACGCUAACAGAAGAGAAUACUGCUUUCGUCCGCCAUCUACAGGAGAGAAAGCGACGGCUCCUCGCGGACACUAUGAAAGCAGUCAGCCAAAUGGGCAUCAGGAGGAAUUUGGCAACGUCCGAACUUGAGAAGCAGUCUUCGACAGCCGUUAUACUGGCUUCUUCACCGGAGUUCUCGCUAGAGAACGUUUCUCCCGUCUUAUAUGCUGCCAACAGCGCAUUCCACGAUCUUCUUGACACAAUGUCUCAAGUCCGCGCUGCUCGGGUUGACCAUUCUGACGAUCUCACUGAGGGCGAAAUCAAUCGCGGUGCCGGGUUACUGGAAGGUCUUCUAUUCAUGGCAACGAAUCAACGCCGAAACAUCGCACUCACCACUGAGGGCUUGAGAGAUCUGCAUGAACAGAUAUUGCUACUCCGGACCUUUCAUACCUGCUCAUCGGACAUGCUGUCAUCCAGUGCGGGUCCUGCUGAGAGACAAACACUAAUAAAACGACUUGCCUGGCUCCUUGAGGUGUUGAAGCUCGCUGACCGGAUAUUGAACUUCCAAGCGAAACAUGCCAGUCUUGAUAUCACCGAAUUGGUUGAGUCAAUACGGUCUUACAGCAGCCGGCUCAAGGAAAUGAAAACAGGACUUGAGAGCAUACCUCCUAUGCCCGCGGGCUUGCAGAGUCACCAUGCACAUGAUCUGCAAAUCCAAGCAGCUGAGCUCCUUUCGCAGCUUGGUACAUUAUUGAUGACGUGGCAAGUCAAGGAGCCGCUGCUAGAGUCUGUUCUCAGACAAAUCAUUCCUUGGACUGAAGAGAUAUCAGAGUUUCAAGAUGGAUCUGUCAAUGGUGUCGGCAACUUCAAUCUGCAAUCCUUUGAUUACGACCUUCGCAUCCUGCUCGAUCAGAUUUUCGUGGCCUUGCAAGCAUUUUCUUCCUCCCAAGCAGGCCUACCGAAGACAGUGGAGGACGCCGGCUGGCUCUCGAAGUCUGAUAAUCAUAUUGCACGAACGAUCCGUUCCCUCCAAGCAAAGACUAUCAGUCAAGGUCUCCGAUCGUUACUCGGUAAGCUCCACUACUUUGAAAGGGAUGAUCUUGCGAAUGUCAGCAACUUGCUGCUCGUGGCAGCUCCGAUUAUCGAACAGUAUUACUAUAUCCAGGAACAUCUCCAUCGUUAUCAAACCGCAGUUCACCUUGAAACGUGCCGGGUUGCUCUACAACUGGCGAGAUCUUUUACCAUCCUUGCAAGCCAAGGCCUUUGUCGACCUUCAGAGCCUGCCAGCGGAGAAGAGCAAUCUGGUAAGCUCGAGAGCGGCAUGGGUCUCGGUGAAGGUGAAGCUGCCGAGGAUAUUAGUAAAGACGUUGGCGACGACGAGGAUCUGUCUGAGCUUGCACAAUCAGGACAGAAAGAGGAAGAAGAAGGCGAAAUGGAAGAAGCAGAUGACGCCGUUGAUAUGGGCAACGAUGAUUUGCAAGGCGAGAUGGGAGACCAGGGAGAACAGGAAUCAGGCCAAGACGGAGAUGAAGAGCGCUCAGAUGAGGAAGGAGACAAUGAUAUUGACGAGGAGACAGGCUCAGUUGACGAGCUAGAUCCUUCUGCUGUGGAUGAAAAGAUGUGGGAUGACAUGAAGGAUGAAUCAAAGGAAGAUAAAGAAAUGAAGAACGACAAGGCACAAGGCAAGAAGUCGGAUGACCAGACAGCAGCAGAGGGCCACCAAUCAGAAGGGGAGGACAUGGAGGGCCAAGAAGGAGAAGAACUGAAUGACGAAGAGGUUGAAGAAGGUGAAGGGGCGGAACGACCUGAAGCCGAGAAUAUGGAUCCCUACCUGGAGAACGAGAAGGCCUUGGAUCUUCCAGACGAACUUCAGUUGAAUGGUGAAGAUGAAACCAAGGACGAUGACAUAUCGGACGACGGUAUGGAUGAGCUUUCAGACAUCGACAACCCUGCCGAGGAGGUUGUCGAGGGAGACGUGGAGGAAGAAAGCGAGAUGCAGGAGAAACCUAUGGAUGACACUGUUGAAAGUGAAGAACCAGGCGCUGACGAGGAUGAACUCGAAGAUGGCGUUGCGCAGGACGACGAGAUCAUGGAGGAUCAACCUGAAGAGAGAGAGGACGAAGAACAAGCCGACCACGAUACCCGCGAAGAUGAUACAGCUCACGACAUGGACGAAACCGCGGGUGGCGAAUCUGGAGCUGCCAAUCAAGUUCAAGAUUCUGUCGAUCCAGAACAGAUGACCCAAGGCAUGAAUCAAACUGAGAAGGAGCCGGACCCGCAGCAAUCACAACCUGGCAAGGCUUUGGAAAAUGAGGAGCAGGGCGAGACCGGCACUGGCGCCAUUGAACUGGGCACGGGUCGGGCAGAUACUCUCGAGCAUCAACAGAACGAGGCCCUCAGGAAGCUGGCCGAUGUCCUGGACCAAUACCAUCAGCGGCGAGAGAUCCUACCCGCUUCUAACGAGCAGCGGCAAGAAGACAAGGACCAGGAUGUGGACGUGAACAUGACCGACGUUGAUUUCGAACAUGUCCAGGACGAGGCUGAAGGAGAUACACAAGCGCUGGGUGCCGCGGGCGCAGACCAAGCCCAAAAUCUCGACCAGAGCCGAGCCAUCGAAGACGACGAGGCGCCCAUCAACGAAGACACAGACCUUCCCGAUGUCCCAGAGCCGGAAAUACCGGAGAACAUUGCCGACAGAUUCCACCGCCUGCAGGCUCAGUCCAAGGCGCAAGAAGCGAGCAUGUCUAGCGGAUUCAUACCAGACCAGGAAUCACGCCGCAACGACCAGAACAGUGCAGCUCCGGAAGCCGACGAAGCGUCGGACGAUCUAGCGCCCGAGAUCGAGCAUUUGGACCUCGAGCAGCACGAAGCAGCACAGGCCUCCCCUCCAACAAGUACUUCAGACGCAGCGGCACUAUGGAACCAUUGCUCGGCAGUGACGCAUCAAUUCUCACUGGUAUUGACAGAGCAGCUCCGACUAAUCCUGUCGCCGACGACAGCGACCAAACUGCGCGGCGACUACCGCACCGGCAAGCGGCUGAACAUCAAGCGCAUCAUCCCGUACAUCGCGUCCAACUACAAACGGGACAAGAUCUGGAUGCGGCGGGCGGUGCCGAGCAAACGCAGCUACCAGAUCAUGAUUGCCGUGGACGACAGCAAGUCGAUGAGCGAGUCCGGCGCGGACGUGCUGGCAUUCGAGACGCUGGCGAUGCUGACCAAGUCGCUCUCCAUGCUCGAGGUCGGGGAGCUCUGCGUCGUCGGCUUCGGCGACCAGGAACACAUCACGGUCGCGCACCCGUUCGGCACGCCCUUCUCGCCCGCCGAGUCGGGACCUAACGUCUUCCGCGCCUUCAGCUUCAACCAGCGCGGCACGAAUGUCCGCAACCUCCUCCGUCAGAGCAUCCAGCUGUUCCAGGACGCAAGACGCAAGGGCCAUUCCGCCGCGGAGGAUCUGUGGCAGCUGCAGCUGGUCGUCAGUGACGGGCACUGUUCGGACCAUGAGGCCAUUGCUCGUCUCGUCCGCCAAGCCCAGGCCGAGAAGAUUGUGAUUGUCUUUGUCAUUGUCGACGCCGGCCCAGAGAGCAUUCUUGAUCUCAAGGAGGCCGUCUUCGAGCCUGACCCGCAGUCGACAGUUGAAGGUGGCCCGGUGGAAAUGAGAGUCCGCACCAAGAGAUACCUCGAAGACUUCCCGUUUCCGUACUACCUCGUUGUCCGAGAUGUGAGAGAUUUGCCUGGUGUUUUGGCCACAGCGUUGAAGGGUUGGUUUGGGAGUGUGGUUGAUGUUCAGUGA
Molecule: messenger RNA, 14556 nt
Organism: Capronia coronata CBS 617.96
Lineage: Eukaryota; Fungi; Ascomycota; Eurotiomycetes; Chaetothyriales; Herpotrichiellaceae
Exons: 1
Coding region: 1-14556 (4851 amino acids)
Biological process (GO): ribosomal large subunit assembly; rRNA processing
Cellular component (GO): nucleus; preribosome, large subunit precursor
Molecular function (GO): ATP binding; ATP hydrolysis activity
Source: RefSeq, a predicted model, not a curated record